AUGGCGGAGGGCGGCGGUGGCGGCGGGCCGCGGCGGAAGGCGCUGUCCCUGCUGGAGGCGGCCCGCUCCCGCUACGAAAGCCUGCAGAUCUCGGACGACGUGUUCGGGGAGUCGGGCCAGGACAGCAGCGGGAACCCCUUCUACAGCACCUCGGCCGAUUCCCGCUCUGCCUCCUCCCAGGACGAGGACGAGGAGCAGCUCGCGGCUACGGAGGGGCCCGGCCCCCGGGGCAGGGGGCGCCGUGUCCCCAGGGCGGUGGGAGCGGAGCGGCAGCAGGUUUCCGGCGGCGGCAGCCCGGGCCACACGGAGGAGGAGGAGGAGGGCUGGACCUCGACCCUGCGAGACGCCCCACCCCCAGACUUCAAGGAUAGCUUCGGUCCAACCCAUAAAAUGCCCACAGCUGCCAGUGCCAUGGACUUUUUUCAGCUCUUUGUCCCUGACAAUAUACUAAAGAACAUGGUAGUACAAACCAACAUGUAUGCCAAGAAGUACCAGGAGAGAUUUGGCAAAGACGAUGCCUGGAUGGAUGUCACGCUAACAGAAAUGAAAGCCUUCCUAGGCUACAUGAUCUCAACAAGCAUUCACCACUGCGAGUCUGUCCUCAGCAUUUGGAGCAGUGGCUUCUACAGCAACAAGAGCAUUGCGCUGAUCAUGACACAGCCGCGGUUUGAGAAAAUCCUGAAGUACUUCCACAUUGUGGCCUUCCGUUCCAGCCAGAUGACACACGGCCUCUACAAAAUUCAGCCUUUUCUGGACUCUCUGCAGCAUGGCUUUGACUCUACUUUUAGGCCUUCCCAAACCCAGGUGCUACAUGAACCGCUGAUCGAUGAGGACCCAGUUUUCAUUGCCACAUGCACAGAGCGGGAGCUACGCAAAAGGAAAAAGCGGAAAUUCAGCCUAUGGGUUCGGCAGUGCUCAUCUACUGGUUUCAUCUGUCAGAUUUACGUCCAUCUAAAAGAAGGAGGUGGUGCCGACGGACUGGAUGCUUUGAAGAACAAGCCCCAACUCCACAGUAUGGUGGCCAAGAGCCUUUGUCAGAAUGCAUCAGGAAAAAACUACAUCAUCUUCACUGGCCCUAGCAUUACCAGCCUGAACCUUUUUGAAGAGUUUGAGAAGCAAGAGAUUUAUUGCUGCGGAUUGUUGAGUUCCAGGAAAAGUGACUGCACAGGCCUUCCUCCAUCAAUGCUGCAUAACCCAGACGCUCCUCAGUCCAGAGGGCAGUACAGAAUAAAGAUGAGGGGAAACAUGUCCCUGAUCUGCUGGUACAACAAGGGGCAUUUUCGUUUUCUCACUAAUGCCUAUUCUCCAGUUCAACAAGGAGUUAUAAUUAAGAGAAAAAGUGGCGAGAUCCCAUGCCCGUUGGCAGUAGAAGCUUUUGCUGCUCAUCUUAGCUAUAUCUGCAAAUAUGACGACAAAUACAGCAAGUAUUUCAUUUCUCAUAAACCAAACAAGACCUGGCAACAAGUGUUCUGGUUUACCAUCAGCAUUGCCAUAAACAAUGCCUACAUCAUCUACAAAAUGUCAGAUGCCUACCACGUGAAAAGGUACAGCCGGGCACAGUUUGGUGAGAGACUUAUAAAGGAGCUGCUGGGCUUGGAGGACACCUCACCUUCUCAUUGAUGCAUUAUUCCUUGUGGCUUAGGUAUGGGGUGGAGGGGGAGCAGAAAAGGAGAUCACUGCUCUGGAAUGUCAAAGCAGGGAACUCAUGACAUCACCAAUGCCGCUCCCUCUAGGAAAGUGACAGUGAUGCCAGUAGAGGGGCGGAGACUUUGUUAAAAGUAGCAGCUGGCUGUUGAGUGUCCUACAGAGAGAGCCACAGGAAAAGUCAACACACAACUGCAUCUGUGAAUGCUCUGCGGGUACCUGUCCAUCCAAAAAGAUUUAAGUUAGUAGCCAUUUGUCUGCCAUAUCUGUUGAACAGGGUCGUCUUGUAAGGCUUCCAUAGGGCUCACCAUGAGCUUGCCACAAAAGGAUGUAGCUCAGUGGUCCUAGGUGGGCAUUACCAAAAUUUUGCCUUGUCUGGAGUUCUUUAACUGUGGGACAAGCAAUGUUGUGUCAUGGAUAACAAUGCCUGGCAUCUUGUAAGGAGUCAUGACAGGGUUAAAAUAAAACAACAUAUUUAUGUUCUUCACAAGUAUAUUGACAGAUUGCUUGUUACAGGCAAAGACAACAAAAAGAUAGAGUAACAGUUAAGAAUUUUUUUUAUUAGUGUAAGGCAAUCAGAUUGCCGUAUAGGAAUAAAAAGUUUAGGGGAAAAUUAAACAUCUUGGAGAACCUUAAAAAAAAAGUCUGAGUGAAAUUUUAAAAACUAUAGGGAAAGCUAAAUUGAUGCACAUAGUUUAACAAAUAAAUGAAAUAGUUCUGCCUGCCACCAUAGCUUCCAUAUUGCUGGUGUGCAGGUGAGAAUCUCAGAGUCUAACAACUAAAAUAACUGUAUUUUCCUUGAUUUCAGUUGUAGCUUCAGGUUCUUCUAAGUGUUGCUUAAGAUCUACCUUAAUGGACUGUUUUACUUAAAUUUCUAUGGAUGUUUUUCAUUUCCCUCCCCCUUUUUUAAAAAAAAAUAUCAAGACAGAUUCUUCAUCUUAGAUCUUCAUUUCCUAUUAUCACACAUUUGGCAAGCAAAAAAUAGUUCACCGAUAGCAGUGCAUUUUGCGUUUUCACUGUUGGGUGUUCUGUAGGAAUCCUUCUUGGAAUUUGAAAUGCGUCACAGUAGCUGUAUUUUUGCAAAUUAUAUGUUUAGAAAAAUAGUGUGUCAUUGUAAAAAAACUGUUCAGAUGCAACCAGACGUUGACAGCACUGAAGCAGAACAAAACCCAAAUGCUUUCCUUGUUUUGAGUGACUCUCUGGAAGCUAGAACCAUUUGGAAUUAGUGCAGCCUGGUGCCACUGGCUAGUAUUGACAAGACUCGGCUGAAUGUUUUCAGCAGACUAUUGAGUUCACUGCCACCAGGACGCUUCAGUGGGGAAAGCAAAAGGGGAGAGAGGUCUGAGAGCAGGGGACAAAAACUCAGCACUAGAGUAAAAUACGGCUCUUCCUUCAUCACAUUACUGAUUAAAGCCACAACCCAAUAAACUAGGAGACAUACUACAGUUAAAACUUUAGUAUGGUAGAACUUAUGGGAAUGCACUAAUUUACAGGGCACAAAUAUGAUGCAACUUCUCUUUGUGGCAAUAGGAAAGCUCUCGUUGACUUUGAUGAGAGUUUUACAUGCUAGUCUCUGCUCAUUUUAAAGGGCACAAGUAGUUGUCCCAAAAUUUGGAUUUUGUUUGGAG
Molecule: messenger RNA, 3272 nt
Organism: Chelonoidis abingdonii (Abingdon island giant tortoise)
Lineage: Eukaryota; Metazoa; Chordata; Testudines; Testudinidae
Gene: PGBD5
Product: piggyBac transposable element derived 5
Biological process (GO): non-replicative DNA transposition
Cellular component (GO): nucleus
Molecular function (GO): transposase activity
Source: RefSeq, a predicted model, not a curated record